CACGUAAUAGCUUGUACUCCGUUGUGCGGUACUACUGAAGUUUUAAAAAAACCGCUGUGGAUCGAGAAUAUCUGUGUAUUCUGUCUAGAACAAGUGAAGUAUGACAUACUUUCGGAACCUGAGCAGCGCUAUCACCGGCCUGUACGACCGUACGGUUGGAAGACUGCUUAGAGGCGGCAGUGAACAAUUCCAUGUAGCUGCGUUUAAGACAGAUCCAACAGUCCGUCAACAACCAAGCAGCUCUUAUCUGGUCGGGCAUAGUGAAGACGAGAUAGUAGUCAAACGUCGAACGAUAGAUCAUUUGUUCAAAAUCGACCCUCAAGGCCUGGAAAGAAGGAGGCCCCUUGCUGAUCCGAGUCCGUUACGGUUUCCAGAGACCGAAAGAGGGGCAAAUACAGAACAAGAAAUCUCUGCUUUCAUCCAGUUGUUUCCUCAUAUCGUCAAAGAGCUGGUGUGGCUUCACUAUGUUGAAUAUUGGCAGAGCAUUAAGGAGAAACCAAUAUUCGAGAAACUCUACACGGAGAUCUUGCCCAACAAGGCCUUUAAUUUUCGAAAUCAGGCAUAUAGGCUUGAGGUGGUACAGGCUUUGCAGGAUAUUCCUGCGGGCUGCUUCUUAGUAUCGUCAGUGUUGGAUUUAUUCAAGUCCCUUGUGGCAAAUUUGCGUUUCCGUAUUUGUGGGGCACAAGCCGACGGUCGUGAGUUAGCGUCUUCAGAUUACAAAGCCAUUUUGACUGUCGUAUUCGAUGGAGAUGAAAGGUUCGUAAUAAAAAGCGACGGAUGGUCAGAGAGCCUAGAAAAGAAAUGGGUGUAUGGGCUCCCUCAAAAACUAGUUGCAGAAAUUGAAUAUGGGCCGAAUAAGUAUAAAAUGGAGGUUAGCGAAGCGCAGCGUAUCGAGUACCUAGACGUAUUUCGCAUCAUAUUAAAUGGUAGAGAAGAGAGUUGUGAGGUCGAGGCAGCCAGUGAAGCCCCGCCACAACAAAUUAUCGCCGUUGAUUGUCCAGGUCAGGUUCCUAAACAGUGGUCAGUCGCUGUUGACGUUAAAUGUGAACUGAUCGAGAAACCCGUGACCUGCACGGUAGAAGACAUACCUGAAGCCUCUGCACCACAGAUAGAAGUACCGCAGGUUGCCAAACCAAUACAAGAAUAUUUGACCUCUAAGCCCAGUAGUGAGACAGAUGAGCUUUCGUUGGUGAGUAAGAUCAUAAGUAGGAUCUGGAUUCUUGCGCCAGUAGGACACAUGUAAUGAGAAUGCUGUAUAAUAUCAUGGCAAAUAUUCAAUGAGAUUUAACGAGGAACCUAACUUCGCUUCUACAUUUCUGGAUAAUUGCUAAGGAAAAAAGGACCAUUAAUCUAUCGCUUAAUGUAACUGUAAACUAGCUAUAAUAGCACAGAAAAUGACAGUUGAAAAAUAUAUAUGCAAGGUUGUCUAAAAAAAACGGCGAAUUUGUUC
Molecule: messenger RNA, 1450 nt
Organism: Varroa destructor (honeybee mite)
Lineage: Eukaryota; Metazoa; Arthropoda; Arachnida; Mesostigmata; Varroidae
Source: RefSeq, a predicted model, not a curated record